AUGCCUCAUGCUCGUGCUCCAAAGCGUCGGCGCUACACACUUGAGCAAGAUCUUCAGGACGAAAUGGAAGCACAGGUUUCAGCAGCUGAGGAGGAGGAAGAGUCCUCGUCUUCUUCCUCUACCUUCGACUUUUUCUUCCCUUCUGGCUCUUCCCCUUCUAUGUAUCCAGGAACAGUGGAGGAGGUGUCUCCUGUUGGGACACCAGGUACAUCCCAGAAUUCUGAGAAAACCACCACCUCCUCUUCCAUUUCAUCGCACACAUCAAAUGAGGGUUCCAGCACCCAUGGAGGGGAGGGUCCAGGCACCAGUGAAGGGGGCGGCCCAAGCACCUAUGAAGGGGGCGGCCCAAGCACCUAUGAAGGGGGGGGCCCAAGCACCCGUGAAGGGGAGGGUCCAAGCACCCAGCAGGGCCAGCCAGAUAUUGAGUCUGUGCUCAAAGACACACUAGAUGAAAAGGUGGCUGAUUUGGUGGACUUCCUCCUUCUCAAGUACCAAUCAAAGGAGCCCAUCACAAAGGCAGAAAUGCUGAUGACUGUCAUCAGACAGUAUGAGGACUAUUUCCCAAUGAUACUCAAGAGAGCCUGUGAAUGCAUGGAGCUUGUUUUUGGCGUCGACGUGAAGGAAGAAGAUCCUUUCGGAAACUCCUACGUCUUCCACAAUACUCUGGACCUCACCUGUGAUUACCAGGGCAUGCCCAAGACUGGGCUCCUGGUGCUUAUCCUGGGUAUGAUCUUUAUGGAGGGCAACUGCGUCACUGAGGAGAAGAUCUGGGAAAUGCUGAAUUCAACAGGGGUGUAUGCUGGAACGGAGCAUGUUAUUUAUGGGGAGCCCAGUCAGUUUAUCACCAGAGAUUUGGUGAAGGAAAAGUACCUGGAGUACCGCCAGGUGCCCAACAGUGAUCCUCCCCGCUUUGAAUUCCUGUGGGGUCCAAGAGCCCAUGCAGAAACCAGCAAGAUGAAAGUCCUAGAGUUUUUGGCCAAAGUCAAUGGUAGCAUCCCAAGUGCUUUUCCAUCCUGGUAUGAGGAUGCAUUGAGAGAUGAAGAAGAGAGAGCCAAGGCAGGAAUUUCCCCCACAGAUACUACUACUGCCAUGGCCAGUUCAAGUUCCAGUGCUGUGCAUCCAGCAGCUUUGCCUUCCCCCAGUGAAGAUUGAGGCAGAUUGUCCAGUCUUGGAAGGUGGCAGUCAGUAUACUAAGAAGCGGAGGGCCAGGGUGGGGCUGGGGAAACACUGUGUGUAACAUCUUUGUGUUUCUCUUCUGUGUGGUUGAGUUGAAGGAUUAUCAUUUUUUUCCUUCAUAUUUUUCAAAUGCAGUUCCUUUAAUAGUAAGUUUAAUUAGCUCAGAAUCUAAGUUUAUGAAUGACGUAGUUGGUGUUAGCUGCCAUCAAGUCAGCCCCCAACUCAAGGCAAUCCAAGCCACAACAGAACCAAAUGCUGUUGGGUCUUGCACUAUGUCUUUAAUUGGUCCUUUGUGAUUCGUUGGGUUUUCACUGGCUGAUUUUCAAAGUAGAUUGCCAGGCCUUUCUUCUUCAUCUUAAUCUGGAAGCUCCCCUGAAGCCUGUUCAGCAUCGUAGCAACACGCAAGCCU
Loxodonta africana (African savanna elephant) is the source of this 1585-nucleotide messenger RNA. Its product is annotated as melanoma-associated antigen 10-like. The transcript has a single exon. Gene Ontology annotation, cellular component: nucleus. The record is from RefSeq and is a predicted model, not a curated record. Lineage: Eukaryota; Metazoa; Chordata; Mammalia; Proboscidea; Elephantidae. Gene Ontology annotation, biological process: negative regulation of transcription by RNA polymerase II. Bases 1 to 1152 code for a protein of 383 amino acids.